AUGGUUAAGCGCCGCCAUGCCCAUGAUAGGUCACUGACUCCUUCGCAGUCAAUUGCGACAAAAUGCCAUGGUAGUGUCUUCGCGUCCCCGCUCUUAAAUUCAGCAUGUUUUCACAUCGUACCAAGCCUGCUCGUGAUCGUUGUCGCUGUCACUGCCGUUAUGCUAGACCUGACCACUAGCACAUUCUACGUGCAGUCUUCAAAGCUUCAGAUUUUGCUUAAGCGCUCAUUCAUCGUUUGGAUUUGUUUAACUGUUCGGACGCAGCUCACAGAUUUUGUAACUCCACCCCAAUUAGCGCGUCGACGUCAGUCACUUAAAACAGAGGUAGUUCGCCACACCCGAGCGCUUUUCGCUGUUGUCGCUGCUAAUUUGCUGGGGACGACUAUUAUCCGCCCGGUGUUUGGUGCUGCGCCGCAGUUCGAAGAAACGGUUAAGCUUGUAAUCCCCAUCUACGUGUUGGUUGUGGCGGUGGUCGAUGGUUUUCACGUUCCUUUACCACUGCUGAAGGCGACAGUAGGGCUGAGCGUUAGCUGGUUGAAAGCUGUCACAAUACCCAAGUUGAUUAGAGAAUGGAAAGUACAAACAAGUGGGCAUCCACUUGGAUUUCUCGCGAUUUCUACUGCCAAUUUGUACGCCAGUGGUGUCGUGCUGCGGUACUUGACAAACUACAGCCGGUCUAAUCACGUGGUUCAGCUGUCCAUAGGUACAUUUAAAUUUAUUCUGCAGAGUGCAGUAACGAGCGCAACUGUUGGAAUUUUAGCAUAUCUCGCUAAUCAUUUCAUCACAGAUGAUCGGCGGAUAUUGGAAGCUCGAUUCCUGUACUUUUGUGUGACGUGCGAUCUGGAUUUAGAGGGAGAACGAUACGGACUCCAAACAUCCAUCAACUCAUAA
Molecule: messenger RNA, 891 nt
Organism: Plasmopara halstedii
Lineage: Eukaryota; Oomycota; Peronosporomycetes; Peronosporales; Peronosporaceae
Exons: 2
Coding region: 1-891 (296 amino acids)
Source: RefSeq, a predicted model, not a curated record